Molecule: messenger RNA, 1779 nt
Organism: Malania oleifera
Lineage: Eukaryota; Viridiplantae; Streptophyta; Magnoliopsida; Santalales; Ximeniaceae
Exons: 4
Coding region: 254-1198 (314 amino acids)
Molecular function (GO): catalytic activity
Source: RefSeq, a predicted model, not a curated record
GUCUUUGGAAAUUCGUGUUUUCCAAAUCCGUGGACGACCUAAGACCUCCCCCUAGCAAGUGACGCAGAUCCAGGGCCUUGUCACAUCGAAUUCCCGGGAACCUUCGUUUGGCCGCUGAGAAAGAGAACUUGCCAAGUAAAGCAUAUCUUCUUUCGGCGGCUUUACUCCGAUGAUUUCCUUUUGCUAACGGAUCUAUUUUUCCCUUAUUCCCUCCUUCACCUCCAAGCUCUGAGAUAGAGAGAGCUGCGCUCUAAUGGCGAAGUGUUUCAGCAUCACCGCGUCAGCGGAUCGGUGUUUAAGAUACUCCUUCGCCUACGCCGGUCUUCGGUCAACGACGACCGAUCUCAAGGACGGCACAGUCAUGCACUGCUGGGUCCCAAAAACCCACAAACAGUCCAAACCCACUCUCCUCCUCAUUCACGGAAUUGGGGCAAACGCAAUGUGGCAGUGGAACGAGUUCAUCUCCCCCCUCGCCGCGCGCUUCAAUGUCUACGUCCCCGAUCUCAUCUUCUUCGGCAACUCGUACACGACCCGGCCCGACCGGUCCGAGUCGUUCCAGGCCCGGUCUGUGAUGGCGGUGAUGGAGGCGCAGGGGGUGCGCAAGAUGAGCGUGGUGGGCAUAAGCUACGGCGGGUUUGUUGGGUACAGCUUGGCGGCGCAGUUUGGGGAAAGGGUGGAGCGGCUGGUGUUGUGCUGCGCCGGGGUGUGCUUGGAGGAGACGGACAUGGAGGAGGGGAUGUUCAAGGUGUCGAGCGUGGAGGAGGCGGUCAGCGUUUUGCUGCCGCAGACGCCGGAGAAGGUGAGGGACUUGAUGCGCAUUUCGUUCGUGAAGCCCCCAGAGAACCUGCCGUCUUGCUUCCUCAAUGAUUUCAUCGAAGUGAUGUGUACAGAAAAUCUUCAAGAAAGAAAAGAAUUAAUUCAAGCUUUACACAAGGAUAGAAGGCUGUCUGAUCUUCCCAAGAUAACUCAGCCCACUCUAAUAAUAUGGGGAGAACAUGACCAGAUAUUCCCGAUUGAAUUGGCACACAGAUUAAAAAGACAUGUGGGUGAGAACGCACGAUUAGUAAUCCUAAAGAACGCAGGGCAUGCAAUCAAUAAAGAGAAACCCAAGGAGCUCUACAAGCACAUGAAGUCAUUCCUUGUUGGUCCACUACCUCCUAAGCAAGAGAAUAAAAGCAAUGGCAGCAAGGUGGACUGACUAUUUCCAUAUCCGAGUUCACUGGGUGAACUUAUCCAGAAGUGAAAAUAGAUUAUGACAAUUCAUAUUUCUUAGCCCAGCAUGCAUUUCUGGAAUCAUGAUGGUUGUGCAUUGCAAUACAACUAUAAUAAGCCUGUGAAAGUACUAGAUACUUGAGCUAGGUAUGAGGACAAAUAUACAAACGACGCAGAUUUUUUAUUGAUGAUUUGAUCAGCCCACCAGAAUCCUGCUAAAUUUUGUGGAAAACUCUUGGUUGUGAAAGUGGUAGAAGAGAAGUGAGCCAUUACUUUGGAUAUAUUUCUAUUACUGAAGAUCUUUUGUUUUUAGAGCAUGUUGAAGAAGAAUGAAUGGCGGUAAUGACUUUAUAUUGUCGAAUGGUAUGAAUACUCGAGUGAAUAACUAGGAAGAAAGGUGGCAUCAUGCUCUGUUUUAAGUAGGUAUCUUAUUGAACUCGUCUGUGUUUUCUAUUGCUACCUCAGUUGUAAUCAAUGAAUGGUGGUAAUGACUUUAUAUUGUCCAAUGGUAUGAAUAUUUAAGCUGAGUGAAUAACUAGGAAGAAAGGUGGCAACAUGUUGUUUUAA